Messenger RNA from Carlito syrichta (Philippine tarsier), 2962 nucleotides. RefSeq names its product synaptotagmin 16 (gene SYT16). The coding region runs from base 57 to 1994 and encodes 645 amino acids. Lineage: Eukaryota; Metazoa; Chordata; Mammalia; Primates; Tarsiidae. The record is from RefSeq and is a predicted model, not a curated record. The transcript has 6 exons.
UCCAGAGCAUUGAAGGAACUGAAGAAUUGGACUCUGUAGACCUCAUAUAGCUGGUCAUGGUGAUUACCAUGGCGUCUCAGGAUGUUCAGAACUUCUUCCAGCCUCUCUCUUCCUGGAUAUCCCGUGUUUAUGAAGCUCUUCAGCAAGCAGGAGAUAUGUUAUCUGCUUCGCUGGUUAACUUAAACAAACAAGACUCUAAAUUGAGUGACAAGCUAGACCAGGACUUAGAUGAUAUUCAGAUUCAGGAAACUUACCUUGAAGAUGAAGAACAAGACAAUGAUUGGAGUCAAGAGGAUGCAAAUUCCUUAUUUCUUGAAGUGGAUAAUUUUUCAUGUUGUAAUAGUGAUUUGCAGGACUCUGCCCAAAAUUCAAGCCUCAGAUUUAGCCAACAUGCAGAGGAGUCACAUUCCACAAUGUCCCAGUGGCCCAAUCAGACCUUUGAUGCCCAAAAGUCACCACAUGUGCUUUCUUCUAUUGCUGAGGAAGAGCAUCACCUUGGAAAGCAAAGAAGUGGUCUUCGACACGGCUUUGACAGCCUGCUCCCUGGUACUUUAGAAACUGUUAAUGGAAAAAAGCCAGUCAACAGCUUUGGGGAUGAUGAAGAGCUGUCCACAUCUUCUGACAGUGAUGAGGAGGUGAUCAAACAAUUUGAAAUUUCUGUGUCUCGGUCCCAGAGUUUCCGUUCAGGAGCAUCUGAGAAAGGAAAGCAGGCAAAAUUGGAACAGAAACAAAAAUUCAGCCGUUUGCUGUCUACCCACAAAGAAGAUAGUGCAGAAGUAUCUGCUUGUGAAGAUUUGGAUGGAGCCAGUCAACUGGGUUAUUCUGAGAAUCUGUCUUACGGUGAAGAUGACUCCAUGCCUGCUCACUCACAGUCCCCAUGUGAGAGAGGGGAUACCAGACAUCAUGGCACAUCUCACCGAGAGACUAGUGUGGUCCGAAGCCUCAGCCGCCAGUCCACAGAGGGCAGCUUGGAGUUGGAGACAGCUUUUAAUAGCCGGGGAUUUGAAGAUUCCUAUGCCACUGACAGCUCCUCCAUGUGGAGUCCGGAGGAACAGGAUGGGACCAAUCUUCAGGUGUCAUCUGGGGUCUCAGAGCCCAUUUCAAAGUGCGGUGACUUAGAUGUCAUCUUUGAAUAUAGAGCUGCCAGCCAGAAGCUAACAGUGACCAUUGUGAGAGCACAGGGCCUCCCGGAUAAGGACCGAAGUGGCAUCAACUCCUGGCAAGUUCAUGUAGUUCUGCUGCCCGGGAAGAAACAGAGGGGUAGGACAGGCAUCCAGAGAGGGCCCAACCCAGUCUUCAAGGAGAAGGUCACCCUUGCCAAGCUAGAGCCCAGAGACAUGGCUGCCUGUGCUGUACGCUUCCGCCUGUAUGCUGCCCGCAAGAUGACCCGAGAGAGAAUGAUGGGAGAGAAACUGUUCUAUCUCAGCUACCUGCAGCUAGAAGGGGAAAUGAAAGUGACUUUGGUUCUGGAGCCAAGAAGUAAUAUAAGUAGUGGAGGGUCUCCGCUCAGCCCAUCUGCAGUUUCUCACAGUGACAGUGCUUCAUCCACGCAGUCGCUGUCUCAUGGAGGGGCGCCAGAGCUGUUGGUGGGGCUGUCGUACAAUGCCACAACAGGACGAUUAUCUGUGGAAAUGAUCAAAGGCAGCCAUUUCCGAAACCUCGCUGUUAACCGAGCCCCCGAUACAUAUGGAAAACUCUUUCUCCUCAAUUCUGUGGGUCAAGAGAUGUCCCGCUGCAAGACAUCCAUCCGGCGUAGUCAACCCAAUCCUAUCUAUAAGGAGACCUUUGUUUUCCAGGUGGCCCUUUUUCAGCUCUCUGAUGUCACAUUGAUGAUUUCCGUGUAUAACAGGCGUACUAUGAAGCGUAAAGAAAUGAUUGGCUGGAUUUCUCUGGGUCAGAACAGCAGUGGAGAGGAGGAACAAGAUCAUUGGGAAGAAAUGAAGGAAACCAAAGGCCAGCAGAUCUGCAGAUGGCACGCUUUACUGGAAUCCUAGGUUUGCCAGCCUGUGCUUGUGUGCUGUGUCUACCUUGCUCACCUAUUGUUGCCAACUACUGACACAAGCCUGUGCAUCCUGGCAAGGUUUUUAGACUUUCAAACAGAGAUUCUACUAAACCCUAGGACAUUCUGAGUGGGAGCUCUGGGUUUCUCAAUAGUUUGAUUUGGCUUUAAAUAUUGUAAUUAAAAAUUUAUUUAUUAAGUUACAGAAACUUAAUUCACACAAGAUGUGUUGGUCCAACAGCAAGAAUUUAAGCCUAUGUUGAAGGGAGAAAUUUGCAGCUCAUAUGAGUGUUACAACUAAUCUAGCAAAACAGAGAUGGCUAAUUUUUUAUCACUCCCUCCCCCUACUUUUUUGUAUGUGUAUGUGUACACAUACACAACCAGGUGUCUGUAUUGAAAUUGUUAUUAAAGUUAAGAUAAUCAAUAAUGAGUUAAUUUAUGCUAAUAGAUUACUAAACUUUGGUUCAGACUAUGGGAUGAAGCGUCUCCUGCCGUCUCUGUUUACUUGACGAGUAACCUGAGAUUGCAAGGGAGCUGUUAAAUGCUACUAUUUGUAACCACUUUGGUGUAUGACUCAGAAUUUUCUUAACAUGGUACAAAAACUCCAAAACAGAAAUGAAUCAAAUGCUGAGACUCAUAGAAGAUCUAAUUGUAAUCUAUAAUAAUCUCUUAUUUCACAUUUUCUCAUUAUCAAAGAAAGCUGUUUAACUAACAAGCAAAUAUUAUAAACAUGCACAUAUAAAAUAAAUUUGUAUUAAUUAAAUACCUGUUAUCUUACAUAUUAUGGUUUCUAUGAGAUUUGAUUAGAUGAAUCAUUUUCAAGCAAGAAGAGUUUAAAAAACUAUUGUUGUACGACACCUUGUCUCCUUUUCAAUAUGUAAGAUUUCAAACUUGUAACUUUCGAGGUUUUUAUGCUGUCUCUCUCACCUAAUAAAUUCUUACUGAAUAAGAAGAAAACCAAAA